Molecule: messenger RNA, 596 nt
Organism: Colletes gigas
Lineage: Eukaryota; Metazoa; Arthropoda; Insecta; Hymenoptera; Colletidae
Product: RNA-binding motif protein, X-linked 2-like
Exons: 4
Coding region: 112-531 (139 amino acids)
Biological process (GO): mRNA splicing, via spliceosome
Cellular component (GO): catalytic step 2 spliceosome; precatalytic spliceosome; U2 snRNP
Molecular function (GO): RNA binding
Source: RefSeq, a predicted model, not a curated record
CAGCCACCAUAUUAACUGCAUUGGCCGAUCGUUUAUAGUUUUUAUUAAAUAAACAGAGUAUCAAAUUAAAUAUUAUUACAUAUUAUUAUCAUAGUAAUUAAAUGAUAGGCCAUGAAUCCUUUAACAAAUGUAAAAAACAUACAAAAGCUUGGGGAACUAGAAUUAUAUGGUAAUAGGAAAACAUCCUGGCACAAUCAGUAUAAAGACAGUGCUUGGAUUUUUGUUGGUGGUUUACCAUACGAUUUAACAGAAGGUGACGUGAUAACAAUAUUUUCUCAGUUUGGAGUAAUAGUAAACAUAAACUUAAUUAGAGACAAAGAUACAGGGAAACAAAAAGGGUAUGGUUUUUUGUGUUACGAGGACCAAAGAAGUACUGUAUUAGCUGUUGAUAAUUUUAAUGGUAUUAAGGUAUUAGGUAGAACGAUACGAGUUGAUCAUGUAGCAAACUACAAAGCACCAAAAGAUUCAAAAAAUAUUGAUGAAGAGACUAAACGUUUGAGAAAAGAAGGUUGUGCUCCAAAAAAUAUAUAAGUUGUAUUUUAGUAGUUUUCAUGUGAAAUAAAGAAUCAUUGUGCCUAAUAUAAACAAAAUUUAUA